Molecule: messenger RNA, 5207 nt
Organism: Caenorhabditis elegans
Lineage: Eukaryota; Metazoa; Nematoda; Chromadorea; Rhabditida; Rhabditidae
Gene: attf-6
Product: AT hook Transcription Factor family
Exons: 15
Coding region: 36-4940 (1634 amino acids)
Biological process (GO): regulation of DNA-templated transcription
Cellular component (GO): nucleus
Source: RefSeq, marked reviewed
AAAAAAUCUUCAAACUUGGCUAAAAAGUGUUAAAAAUGGACGAAGACAUUGCCGAGGCACAAUGUGCUUCGGAGGGCUGUGCAAAUGUUCGGAAGAAUUUGGGAUUGCUUCUAAUGCAAAACAAGCAACGUGCAGCGGAAAUGCAGGAUUUCUCGAAAGUUCAAGCGGAAUGUGAGGUACUCCGUAUGAAGCUCGUCUCAACAGAUGCUGCAUAUCGGGAGUCUGUUCAACGUGAAGCCGAGGCGAUUAAUGCCAAAGAAAUUGCAGAAGCUUCCCUGAAACAGGGACAAUACGAUUCAGAAUUCUAUAAAAAGAAGUCCGCGAGUCUACAGGAGCAAGCUGAUGAUGCGGAGAAGCACAAAGAUCAAGCCAACUACUGGAGAAACAAGUAUGAUUCAGUUUGCGCAUUGACUGAACGGCUUGAAGCUAAUAAUAUUGAUAUUAAAUCAAAAUAUGAAUCAACUGUAAAGCUUCUGGAAACUGCUGGAAAACGAAUGACGUCACUUGAUAAUCAGGUUACAACUCUGAAAGCAGCGAAAAUUGAGAAUUCAUCAAAAACGAAGAAAUUGGAUAAAUAUCUGAAAUCUGUGAUUCAGGUUGUCGAUGCUUUAUCUUCAACAUCAAAUCUCUCAAAGCAAUCAAAAAGCAUCAAGGAUCUGGUAACAGUCUUCCGACGUGACGAUGUUCGUCUCUUUUUCAAUUCUCAACCAUGGAAGAACUCAUUGUCCACUUCAGAUCCUUCCAUCUCGGCCACAGAAGCUGAAGCUUCAGAAGAUCCUGAGCAUCUUGAUGACGUCAUCACAGAGCCAGCUCCACCAAUUGGAGAACAAACUCUCAGUGAUGAUGAAGAAGAAGAAGAAGAAGUUCCAGAAGAUGAAGCCGACGAUGAAGUUGAUCGUGAGAUCCGACAGCUCGAGAAUGAACUUCUACAGCGUGUCAAAGAGAAAACCGUUCGCCGCCCCGAUUUCACCGCAAAAAUGAUCGAAUUGAAGGCAAAAUCGCGUGCUCCACGGCUCGUGGAGACGAAAUUUGUGAAAAAAUGGCCAGAAGGGAUCCAUAAACCGACGGAAAAAGACUCAUUUGGGCUUCUAAACUCGACGAAAAUCCAUCGAAAUCAGUUUCCAACUUCAGAUUUUGAAACGAUUGCUCAGGCGACUGCGGAGAGAAAAAAGGCACUUUUAGGUGCUCAGGGAGCUGCAGGAGCAUCGGAGCCCGGCUCAUCAUCAUCAAUUCAUGGAAAAAAGGGAAAAACUGUACGAGAACUGCAGACAGAGAUGAUGAAAGGCGAAUCGGUGAAAGAGAAAGCUGCGAGAAUGAGAGCAGAAGCUUCUGCUGGAAGAUCACAGGCUCCAGGACCUGCUCCAGCUCCAGCGGCUUCAGAACUCCAAGAUCCUCCACAAGAUUUUGGAUUAUCAAUGUCGGAUCCGGGAUCAGAUUCAGAGACUGAAGAACAUCAGAAACAGGAGAAGCACAUUCCAGCUAUGGUGACUCGGAGAUCUGCGAGACUAUCCGCACUACCGGUUACACCAAAAAAAGCUUCAUCUUCUUCAAAAAUGCCGCCUCCACCAUCACCUUCACCUUCAACACCUGGAAGAAGAGGACGACGUCCAAGAACUCUAUCGACAAUGUCUAUGGAGCCUGCUGCUGCUGCUGUGACACCGGCGCCACGAGGACGACCGAGAAGUCGUUCGGCGGCAAAAGUUUCGGAGAAUACGGAGCCCCUCUCUGAAGCACCGUCAGCUCCUGUGAAGCGAGGCCGUGGCCGCCCAAGAAGUCGUUCGACAAUGUCAAUUACAGAAGAUUCGGAACCUUCCACAUCAUCAACCGCUGCGAAACGAUCAAAACGAGCAGAAUCCGAUGAAGAAGAGGAACAAGACUUGAAAUUAACGAAUAAAUCGCCUGAAAAACCCAAAAAACCAUCAAAAACCACCGAAGAAACCGUGGGCGAUGUACUGAAAAAACGUCUACGAGACACAGCUAAAACGACUGCUACAGUAAUCCACACACCGGGACCCCCGUUGAGAACACGAAAAAUGGAAAGAAUGAGAGCUCCGACAGCAGUGACGUCAUCGAAAAAGGAAAAGCCGAAGAAUGCUGGAAGUGCAGAUUCGAGCAUUAAUGAGGAGGAGCACGAGGAUGAGACGAUGAUUUUGGAGGAGCAAACCCUCGAUCUACCACAACAGACCUCCCAGCAGGAGCCGCGAAUUUCGUGUGGAAGUGAGCUGCUCGACGAGCAAUUUGAUGCUUCAGAAGAACAUUCUGGCACUGUGCCAAGUGCUCCAGAAUUGACUAAAAAUCCUGCUCCGCCAGUUCCAGAAGCUUCAGAAGCUUCAGCUGAGCCACCGAAAAUCGAUAUUCCGGAACAAGCCACGCCCAUUUUGGCUCUGGCUCUGGCUCUGCCCACUGUUUCCCCCACAGCUUUAGAGCCACCAAAAGCUCAGGAAAAUCCUACUGCCGAGCUGCCAACUACUUCAGAAAUUUCUGGAAGAGCUCCACAGGCUCUGCCUACUUCUAGCCAAACUCCGCCCACUUCUGGCUCGGCUGCUCCGCCUGUCGACGACUUGCUCAGCGAAAUUCUUUCCGGAGCAAAAACUACAAAAACUAGAAAAGCAGCGCCGCCAGCAGUUCAAAAGAGCAUUUCAUCUACCACGCAACAAGCUCCGCCUACUUCUGUCCAGGCUCCGCCUACUUCCUGCUCAGCUGCUCCGCCUGUCGAUGACUUGCUCAGUGAAAUUCUUUCUGGAGCAAAGACUACAAAAACUACAAAAACUACAAAAAUGCCACCAGUAGAUCAAAAGAAAAUUUCUUCAGAAGCUCCGCCCAUUUCUGACUCAGCCCCAACUUCUGUCCACCAACAAACUCCAAAAAGUCCGAAACAAAUUCUGAAUUCAAAAUAUGGAUUAGAUAUUAGUGAUAGUGAAGAUGAAGAAGAGGAAGAAGAAGAACGGGGGAUGGAAAUUGUCGAAGAAGAAGAAGAAGCUCCGCCCAUUUCUGACUCACUUCAAGCAUCGGAGCCAAGUUCUACGGCAACAGUGAAACCGGAAAAAGUUGUUGCAGUCGUCAAAAUAUUUUCGCCGGAAAUCGAUAGCACAAGUGUGGAGGCUCCACCUGAAGCCUCGGUGCCACCAAAAGCUCCGGCCGCCACAAAAAUCGAUAAUCAAUUGGCUGACCAACAAGCCUCGGAGCCCGAACCACCAAAAGCUCGAAAGUUGCCGAUUGCCAGGAAAAUUCCGCCGAAAAUUAAGAUUAGCUUGCCUGCUCCGUCCAGCUCAACAACUUCUGAUGAUGAUUUGAUGAGUGAUAUUCUUGCGGGGGCGAAGACUACAAAAACUACAAAACCUAAAGCUCCGCCCACGCGAGUAGCUCAAACCACGCGCACCAAGAAUUUGGCUCAAAAACGGAAGGCUUCACCACCCACUCCGGCUGGAACGACGGCUCCAAAACGGCAAUAUAUCAAAAAAUCGAUAGAUUCUGUUCUACCACCAUCUUCUUCUUCUUCUACGGAGCCCCCAAGUGCUCCUGAUUCUGCUUCUACUACGUCAUCAAUGAAAAAAGGUGGUGGAGCAAUUAUGAUUGAAGCAGUGCCGUGUCGUCCCGGUGGAAAAGCUAUCAAACGGGAACAAAAACCAAUUGGAAUGAAGGAAAUGAUGGUGCAAAAUGUGGAAAAAGGAGGGAAAAAAGUUAAUAAGAUCAAAACGCAUCUUCGUCAAGCAUUGGAUCUAAAAAUUCCAUUUGAAGAGCUUAAACGUCCAAUGGAAGAAAAAGGAAUUAAAUUAGGUGAUUCAAUUCCAUUAACACCAUCAGAUGCAGUUGAUGUAAUGAUGGAAUUUCUUCGAGAAACUUCUGCAGCCGAUAUGUGGGCGGUGCUUAAUCGACAGAGAAUUGAUGCAAAUUUAAAACCAUUAAUGAAUAAGGAAGAGGAGAACUUUUUACAAGUUUCUGUUACACUUAAUGAACACGAUCAACAGCUUUUGGAAGUUUUUAUUAGCCGUAUAAUCUUCGAACUAUGUGCUCGUGAAUCAAUUGGUUCAAAUGAGUGUGGCCGUCUAAUUCGCCUAUUCUGUCAUGCUGUUCGUUUCUCUGAAUCUGCCGAAAAUCCAGAUGACGUCACUUCACCAGUUUAUCAGAAGAAAUCCACGUGGAUUCGACGUCUUUUCCAGAUUCUUCUAUUGAAUCAUCCAAAUCAAAUUGGAAAAUCCACAUGCUAUAUUCUAAUGUCUGAUGUGGCAAAAUAUUGCCGAUUUUUAGUGGUGGAAGAGAUGGAUAAGGAUCAUAUGGGAUCGGAAUUCCAUUUAGCAUUCCGUGUAUUGAUGCAUAAGGAUUCGGAACAGGCAAGUGCCGUCAAUUGGUUGCUCAACGCAAAAUUCGACGUCGCCUACGUGGCCCCGCCCACUUCGAAUGACGUCACAGAAGCUUGUAUAAAUGCUCACAAACAAUGCAUUGAUGAUGAUGACGUCACACCUUCUUUGUUGAAAAAAUCGAUUUUUUUGGCGAAAACUGCGGCUCCCGAAGUGUUGAAUGUGGCUUUCGAUUUUUUGAGGCAAAAAAUGGAUUUAAUUGAAGAGCAAUUUUUGAAGCCGAAAGAAAUGGAAAAAGAACCAAAACGUAUCACCGCCUUCAGUGUGCCAACAGUCGUCACAAAAAUGACAAAAUCCGAAGCGGAAAUGCUCAAAAAAGAGUCGAAAUGGCAGAAAAAUGUGCUCCGAGUGAUGAUUGACAAUCCAUUUUCGUCGCAUUCCCACGCGAUUUUUGCAGCGUUGAAACAGAUCUCGCCACAGGUAUCACAAUUACGUGAAAUCAUCGAAUCAUCGGAAAUCAAUCAAUAUGUUGAAAUGACAGGAGAGGAUGCAAUCCGUGACGCAGUUCAAAAUCUCGUUGAUCUCAUUUCAAUUUAUACAAAUUUCCCAUUAAAACCAACAACUCUCCCUCCAUCCUCUUAAUCAUUCCCUUCCCCUGUUUUGUUUUAUUUGGUCGUCAUCCCGUUGAAAAUCCGUGUCAUUUUUCUGAGAAAAAAUUAUCUGAAAAUCGAUUUUUUGACUUUUUUUCUAAUUUUAAUCAUUUCUCUUUUAUUUUUAAUAGUUUUUUUUUUCAUUUAAUAUUACCGCCCCACGUGCCUUAAGCCCCCUUUUUCUCAGGGUUUUUUUGUUGUUACUUUCGCUAUUUCUGUAAAUUAUUCGAUGUUCAGGAAUACACGCUGUUUUGUUCCA